Molecule: messenger RNA, 875 nt
Organism: Cucurbita pepo subsp. pepo (vegetable marrow)
Lineage: Eukaryota; Viridiplantae; Streptophyta; Magnoliopsida; Cucurbitales; Cucurbitaceae
Product: peptidyl-prolyl cis-trans isomerase CYP18-2
Biological process (GO): protein folding; protein peptidyl-prolyl isomerization
Cellular component (GO): catalytic step 2 spliceosome
Molecular function (GO): peptidyl-prolyl cis-trans isomerase activity
Source: RefSeq, a predicted model, not a curated record
CGAAAAAGUUUCUGUGAUUUUUCUGUGAAGCGACGAUGUGGGCAAGCGCUGAAGGAGGGCCGCCGGAGGUUACUCUGGAGACUUCCAUGGGUUCUUUCACCGUUGAGCUUUACUUCAAACACGCACCGAGGACAUGUAGAAACUUCAUUGAGCUUUCUCGGCGAGGUUAUUAUGACAAUGUCAAAUUUCACCGGAUUAUUAAGGAUUUUAUAGUGCAAGGUGGAGAUCCCACAGGAACUGGACGGGGUGGGGAAUCUAUUUAUGGUAAGAAAUUUGAGGAUGAAAUAAAGCCAGAGUUGAAGCAUACUGGAGCUGGUAUUCUAUCAAUGGCAAACGCUGGUCCUAAUACAAAUGGAAGCCAAUUCUUCAUCACUCUUGCCCCUUGCCCAUCCUUAGAUGGGAAGCACUCCAUCUUUGGAAGAGUUUGUAAGGGAAUGGAAAUAAUCAAAAGGCUUGGCAGUGUACAAACUGAUAACAACGAUAGACCCAUCCAUGAUGUGAAAAUCCUACGGGCAUCAGUUAAAGACUAAAGCUUUUCAGUUAUUAACUUUUGGCACACUCGUAUCGUUGAAUCGACCGUGUAUGCAGCAAUCAAAACCGAAAACAAUGUAUUUUCUUUUCAUGAUGGAAGGAAGGAAUGGAAGAAUUUCCAUGUUAGUUGGUUGAAGAAAGAGUAGAGGGGAAAAGGACCUUCCAAUCUCAUCAAAAUGGUAUUCUAAACUCAUAACUUAGCAUAUGACUGACAUCUCUUUAUAUGCCAAGUAUGAGUUUGUGGGUUUUCCACCCAUCAUAAUGCCUGACACUUCUGUAUUCAAAUCGUGAAUGAACAAUGCUUUAUUUGGAGUUCUUAGUAUUAGAAAUCUUUUGAAAUGGGA